Molecule: messenger RNA, 1026 nt
Organism: Micromonas pusilla CCMP1545
Lineage: Eukaryota; Viridiplantae; Chlorophyta; Mamiellophyceae; Mamiellales; Mamiellaceae
Exons: 2
Coding region: 1-1026 (341 amino acids)
Source: RefSeq, a predicted model, not a curated record
AUGCGCCCGGACGGACGCGCGUCGUAUUGGGCGACGCACGAGUCCCCGUCGAAGAUCAUCAAAAUCGCGCACGACGACGACGACGCCUCGGAUCAAAGCGGCGGAUACGUCCCCACGAUGUUCUUCCGCGGCGCGUUCAUCGGCGACGCCGCGCUGGGCGAGAGCGACGCGUACAGCGUCCUCGCGGACGACGCGAACGCGCACCGCGUGUACGUGGGGUACAGCAGCUCGAAUCCGCGCGAGCGAGGCGCGGCGGCGACGGCGUUCGUGGACGAGAGCGCGGAAGACGACGACGACGACGCGAGCGCUUCUUCGUCCGCGUCGUUUUCGUUUCGACGGCUCGACGCGCUGUCGGCGAACGCGCGCGUGCCCAACGCGCGCGCGCUGCUCGCGACGCGGUCGAACGAUGGCGUGGCGUUCUACGCGACGCGGUCGAGACCCGCGGCGAUCGUCGCGGUGGAUCACGCGGGGGCGGGACGCGGCGACGCCUUCGACGUCGACGACGACGGCGGCGGCGCCGCCGCCGCCGCGAACGACACGCGGACGUGCGUCGAUUACGUGGACGUCGCGCACGUCCGCGCGCCGCUCGCGCGCGACGCGAUCGUCCCGCGCGAGCUCGCGUCGCUCUCCAUGACGCUCACUCCCGCCGCCAUGAACGCCGCGAUAGAGUCGGCGACGGUCUCGCUCGCGUUCGAUCCGACGCGAACGAACCUGACGCUCGCUGACGUGACGCUGACGCUCACGUCCCCGAGCGGCGACGAGACGACGUUGUUCCUUGGCACGACCUCGGACGGCGCGUACGUCCCGGGGCUCCGCCUCUCCCGCGCGACGUUCGCGCUGGUCGCGUCUAAUUCGUCGUCGUCUUCGUCCUCCGCCGCUCAAACCGUGCGGUCUUUCCCGAGGGUUCCUCGGCUGUCGCCCGUCACGUUGGACCCGCUACCCGAGCUGCGACGCGUGGUGGACGACGCGAAGGAGACGUGGGAGGACGCGUACGAGGGCACAGCGAAGUGGGCGAUUGGCGGUUGA